Messenger RNA from Salvelinus namaycush (lake trout), 1329 nucleotides. RefSeq names its product E3 ubiquitin/ISG15 ligase TRIM25-like. The record is from RefSeq and is a predicted model, not a curated record. Bases 1 to 1329 code for a protein of 442 amino acids. The transcript is spliced from 11 exons. Lineage: Eukaryota; Metazoa; Chordata; Actinopteri; Salmoniformes; Salmonidae. Gene Ontology annotation, molecular function: zinc ion binding.
AUGGGGACACACUCUCCCAAGGAACGGGAUGCCCUAGAGCCUCAUAAGACUCGUCUGAAAGUAGCCAGGAUCUUAUUACUGACGAAUGUGUUUGUUUUUUAUGACCAUGUUUUUCUUUCUGCUUACAUUUUGUAUUUACAUUUCGAUGUGUGUAUUUCCGCGGCCUCCCAGAAGAACUUUAAGCUCGCCAACAUCGCAGACGACUUCCGCUGCAGGGGACGGGCAGUAUCGUCAAGACCACAACUACCAGACGGCAGCCCGACAACAGCCAAGACCCCCGUGUCCGUGCCGUGUGACUACUGCUCUCCAGGGGACACUAGCGAGGCAGGGAAAGGGGAACCUGGGGCUGGAGUGGUGGUAGAGGUAGCGGUCAAGACGUGUCUGAAAUGCGAGGUGUCCAUGUGUCAGGAGCACGUGAAGCCCCACCUGGAGCUGCCUGCGUUUAGGGAGCACCCCCUGACUGAACCCCUGGGGGACCUGAGGAAGAGGAAGUGUCCCGAACACGAUGAGAUGUACCGCUACUACUGCAUGGACGACCGGGUGUGUGUCUGCAACGCCUGUACCAUCGAGGGGAGCCACGCCGGACACACCAUCAAGACCCUGAAGAACACUAUGAAGGAUCUGAAGGGCUCUCUGGAGAACCAGCUACAGAAGGUGGACAGGAAGCUGAACAAAGCAGAGAAAAAUCUCCAGGAGCAGAAGGAACAAGAACGACUGAACAAGAGGUUCCUGGAGGACUCAGACCAGCGGGUCACAGCCUUGGGGGAGGUGUUACAGGUCCACCUGGAGGGCUUCCUCACCUCCCUCAGGGACUGUUCCUGCUCCCACGGGGUCGAGUGUGGCCCCAGCAUCCAGCGGAACAUAGCCAAGGCGGUCCAGGACCAGUCCCGUCUGCAGGAUGUCCACAGUGGCAUCCAGACCCUCGCCCAGGAGAACGACCCCUUCCGCUUCCUGGAGGCGUACAAGUCAUCAAGCAAAAAUUUCUGCAGGCAGUUGAAGAAGCCUCUGUUCCACCCAGAAUGCGCUUGCGUGGACUCAGACGGCCUGGCCGAGUCCAUGGAGGCUAAACAGGAAGACUUCCUCACUGAAGUACACUCUCACGUCUCUCACCUCAUCAACGAGCUCUGUCCCGUAGUCCGGGAAGAGGAGGACAGCGGAGGAGAGGAGGAGGAGGAGGAGGAUGAUGAUGACGACAGCAGUGAUGGAGAUGAGCAAGAAGAAGCUGAGGAGGAGAUGAGGAGUGAGGAAGAGGAGGCUGUACACGACCAGAGUGAGUCAGCAGACGAACUUUACAAAGAGGAGGAAGAAGAGGAGAUUCAUUCAGACUGA